Fukomys damarensis (Damara mole-rat) is the source of this 1196-nucleotide messenger RNA. RefSeq names its product peroxiredoxin 3 (gene Prdx3). Gene Ontology annotation, cellular component: mitochondrion; cytosol. Gene Ontology annotation, biological process: hydrogen peroxide catabolic process; cell redox homeostasis; cellular response to stress. The record is from RefSeq and is a predicted model, not a curated record. Lineage: Eukaryota; Metazoa; Chordata; Mammalia; Rodentia; Bathyergidae. Bases 60 to 833 code for a protein of 257 amino acids. Gene Ontology annotation, molecular function: thioredoxin peroxidase activity. The transcript has 7 exons.
CAGGCCGAGGCCCCGCCCUCCAAGGCCCCGCCCACCCCGCGGCUCCGAGUGCUCGGAAGAUGGCGGCUGCAGCUGGAAGGUUUCUCCGGGCCUCGGUUGCUCGACAUGUGAGCACAAUUUGUCGGGGCGUUUCUGCCUCUGCAGCUGUUGGACCUCUUGCUCCUAGAAGAACAGGCUUGACAAGUAUCCUGUGGUCAGGGACUCCUCAAGCCAAAUUCGCCUUCAGCACCAGUUCUUCCUGCUGUGCUCCUGCCGUCACCCAGCAUGCACCCUCCUUUAAGGGCACAGCUGUUGUCAAUGGCGAAUUCAAAGAGCUAAGCCUUGAAGACUUUAGGGGCAAAUAUCUGGUGCUUUUCUUCUAUCCUCUGGACUUCACCUUUGUGUGUCCCACAGAAAUUGUUGCUUUUAGUGACAAAGCCAAAGAGUUUCACGAUGUGAACUGUGAAGUUGUCGCAGUCUCAGUGGAUUCCCACUUUACUCAUCUUGCCUGGAUCAAUACGCCCAGGAAGAACGGCGGUUUGGGCCACAUGAACAUAGCCCUUUUGUCGGAUUUAACUAAACAGAUUUCCCAGGACUACGGUGUACUGUUGGAAGGUCCUGGUAUUGCACUCAGAGGCCUCUUCAUCAUCGACCCCAAUGGUGUUAUCAAGCAUCUGAGUGUCAACGAUCUCCCCGUGGGCCGAAGUGUGGAAGAGACCCUCCGCUUGGUGAAGGCAUUCCAGUUUGUGGAAACCCAUGGAGAAGUCUGCCCAGCAAACUGGACACCAGAUUCCCCUACAAUCAAGCCAAGUCCAACAGCUUCCAAAGAAUACUUUGAGAAGGUCCAUCAGUAGAGAGCUCCCUGUGCACCUCCAGCUUCUCCAGCCUAAGAAGAGCCGCAGCUAGGGGCCCUUAGGCAUCCACACAUGAUGAUUUAUAGAAGGCAGGAGCCCAGUUGUGCUCGCACUUACAAAUAUUCCUCUUAAGUGUUUUGUUUUUGUAACACUGGCCAAGGCCUUCUAAAGGCGGUCAGUUGCUAACCUCAGGAGUCCAUAACUGGGACAUCUCAACAGCUUAGCUAAGUUCUGCGGAAAGCCAGCUCCUUUCUUAGAACAGGUCCUCAGCUGGUAAAGAAAGUACUCUUGCAGGGUUUUUUUUUCCCCUUUGUUUUACUAGUAUAUUUUAGAUAUAUAAUGAUAACAUUAUAGGGAAUUUGU